AUGGUCCAUCCUGAUACAGGCAGUGAAACAGAGAACUGGAUGGUUGGAAAUGACAAAGAAUCUGUGUACAGGAAGCUCAAACACAACAACACGUCAGUUCCAGUGUCUCUGUCAGAAAACUUAAUUUCACCUGGGGAGAAACCAUUCACCUGCUCAGAUUGUGGGAAGGGAUUCAGUCGAACAUCUUACCUGAAGCAACAUCAGCGAGUUCACACUGGAGAGAGGCCGUUCACCUGCUCUGAAUGUGGGAAGAGAUUCACACACUCAUCUCACCUGAAAGCACACCAGCGAGUUCACACUGGGGAGAAACCAUUCACCUGCUCAGACUGUGGGAAGGGGUUCAGUCGAACAUCUCACCUGAAAGCACACCAGCGAGUUCACACUGGGGAGAAAUCAUUCACCUGCUCUGAAUGUGGGAAGGGAUUUUCUCAGUCAAGCAACCUUGUGGCGCACUACCAAGUUCACACUGGGGACAGGCUGUUCACCUGCUCAGACUGUGGGAAGGAAUUCAAUCAUUCAGCCGACCUUCAGAAGCAUUAUGGAGUUCACACUGGGGAAAAAGUUUAAAUCAGUUGCAUGCUUGAUAUUUAACCAUCACAGUUACCAAAUCCAGAGACAAGUUCAAAAAUGGCUGUUGGUGUUAAACUCUGAAAUUAUUGCUGCUGUUCAUCACACCCAGUUCAGCACCCUGGUCACUGGGACUGGGAGGAGUUCCUUCUGCUAUUGUUCACAUUUAAUGCAACUGGAGUUUAAUAUUCUGAAUCUGUGACAAAUAAAUCAGUUCUAUUUUCAACUGUCUCAGGUACUUAGUGAAACUACAACACACCCAGUGUACAUUAGGGAGUCAACUACACCCAGCUGGUCCCAGCCAGUCUUUCUGUUCCAUGACAGUCCUUCUAAAUCUUUCCCUGCUGUUCACCUUUCGCUUUCCCUGUAGUGAUGGCUUCCAAUCAGUCACCACUCUAAGGUUUCCCUUGAAUUUCCUGCAUGACUUUCUGCAGAUUGAAGAAGACGUGCUGACUGCAGUUAUGUCUGACAUGUUGUUUGGGCCGAGGAAGAAUGACAU
Molecule: messenger RNA, 1066 nt
Organism: Mobula hypostoma (lesser devil ray)
Lineage: Eukaryota; Metazoa; Chordata; Chondrichthyes; Myliobatiformes; Myliobatidae
Product: gastrula zinc finger protein XlCGF9.1-like
Exons: 3
Coding region: 1-567 (188 amino acids)
Biological process (GO): regulation of transcription by RNA polymerase II
Molecular function (GO): DNA-binding transcription factor activity, RNA polymerase II-specific; RNA polymerase II cis-regulatory region sequence-specific DNA binding
Source: RefSeq, a predicted model, not a curated record